CCUGACAGAGAGGAUGACCAACGCGGCCUACUGACCACUCUCACCCGGGACUCCCUGAGGACCCGGAGAGCCUCCAGCGCUGAGCUCCAGCUCCCGUGGACCUGCCCUGUCACUCACUCCAGGGAGAAGUUCUACACGGUCUGCUCAGACUACGCCCUCCUCAACCAGGCUGCCUCUCUCUACCGGCUCCCCAGCACCCCCAGAGAGGUGGCCCACAGCAAGCAGGAUGGCAGCGGGACCCCAUUAGUGAAGUCCAACACUGUGGACCUGUCUCAGGGUCAGGGGCAGCCUGCAGGUGUAGAGGAGGCUUCAGAUGAAGACUUUGACAUGGAGGGGGUGUCCUGCAGCAACACCAAGCCUAUCCUGGCUUGGGAGAUUGAUACCACUAACUUUGAUGCUGUGCUAACUCGAAAGCCCAGGACAAGCAACAUAAAGAGAGUCGGUACGAAGAAGAUGAAGUCUUCAGGGGGCAGUAGGAACCUGCAGGACCUUCCUCUCUACGCCUCGCAGGACGAGAUCAAACAGAGGAAAGUCCUGGACCUCAGGAGAUGGUACUGUAUCAGCCGCCCCCAGUACAAGACGUCAUGUGGGAUAUCUUCAUUAGUUUCCUGCUGGAACUUUCUGUACAGCACACUAGGAGCAGGGAGUCUCCCACCCAUCUCCCAGGAGGGGGCUCUUCAGAUCCUCGGCUUCCAGCCUCCUUUUGAGGAGAUUAAGUUUGGUCCCUUUACAGGCAACGCUACUCUGAUGAGAUGGUUCAGGCAAAUCAAUGACAAUUUCCAUGUCCGAGGAUGUUCCUAUAUUCUGUACAAACCCCACGGGAAACACAAGACAGCUGGGGAGACUGCUGAGGGGGCGUUGUUGAAGUUGACCCUGGGGUUAAGAGAUGAAACCAUGGCCUAUAUUUACCACUGUCAGAACCACUACUUCUGUCCUGUGGGCUUCGAGGCCACACCUUUCAAAGCAGCCAAGGCCUACAGGGGUACAUUACCAACUAAUGAAAUGGAACACUGGAUCCUGAUUGGUGAACCAAGCAGGAAACACCCUGCUAUUCACUGUAAAAAGUGGGCUGAUAUUGUCACAGAUCUGAACACACAAAAUCCAGAAUACCUUGAUAUACGUCACACGGAGAGGGGAAUUCAGUGCCGCAAAACCAAAAAGGUGGGAGGGAAUCUUCACUGCAUCAUGGCUUUCCAGAGGGUCAACUGGCAGAAGCUAGGCCCCUGGGCCCUCAACCUGGAGAACCUGAGGCAUGACCUCCACCACCAGGGGUCUGAGAGGGCCCAGGGGGGCUUAGCAGAGGUCCAGGAGGACAGGGAGAAGACCUCAGGAAAACACCAGGCUUUGGCCCGGCUAGGCCGCUCCAACAGCACAGGUACCAGUAACCAGAAGGACGUAGCUUGGAAACACCUGUCUAACACCACAGAGUACCGACACAGGAGCUCACCAGAGAGUGAUGUUGAAGAAGAUACCACAGAUGACUGAGAUUCAAUGAGACGGCUGUGAAGUUAGUGCUGCUAAAAUAUACUGGUUAGUAUAUCAAACGUUCUCAAAAUAGUUUUUCACCAAAAAAAAAGAGAGAGAGAGAGAGACGAAAGUGUUGUUUUACCCCGUCUAGCAUCAUCCAGAUUCCAUGAAGGAUUUUGCUUGAUUAUUGAUUAUUGAUUAUUGAUGAUUAUUGUAAUGAAAAGUUAGUACAACAUCCAAGUUGCUACACUUUAGUGUGAAAGCUACGUUUAAUCGUCUAGCAAAGUAUAGAGGACUGCUGCUAUUAAUCAGAAUGUCUGAUAACAUUGUAUUUAAAAGCCAUUUAAGAAAUAAAAUAAUAAGAAUCAAAUCUAUUACACUUUAAAGUGAGUGUGUUAGUUUGCGAAUGUGACUGAAAUCCAGUGACUACUGUAAGCCAAGUUUUUCUCAACUCCACGAUGCACAUCACAUCAAUGGAGUUGAGCGGAGACAACUACAACGAGUCGCUGUCCGUCGAUAAACCCUUACCUUGUCCCUACGUUUGUCCUCUGUAGCUGCCUUUCUUACUUCCUUACCUUCUACCUAUGUUUGUCCUCUGUAGCUGGUUUCCUUACUUCCUUACCUUGUACCUACGUUUGUCCUCUGUAGCUGCCUUUCUUACUUCCUUACCUUGUACCUAUGUUUGUCCUCUGUAGCUGCCUUUCUUACUUCCUUACCUUGUACCUAUGUUUGUCCUCUGUAGCUGCCUUUCUUACUUCCUUACCUUGUACCUAUGUUUGUCCUCUGUAACUGGUUUCUUAAUUCCUUACCUUGUACCUAUGUUUGUCCUCUGUAGCUGUUUGUAGCUGUGUGCCUUUCUUUGUUUGCUGAUAUCCAUACUUUUUAAUAAAACCUUUAUCCAAUACAACCACAGACUCUUUCCUUGUAUCGACUGACAGCGACUCCGCCCACAGUUGUUGCAAACAAACUCCACCGAGAUGUACAUAUGGUAGAGUUGAGAAACCCAGCUACAAUAAAACUAACUACAGAAACAACCAUGGUAGACUUCAGAACCCCAGCUACAAUAAAACUAACUACAGAAACAACAAUGUACAUAUGGUAUACUUCACAACCCCAGCUACAAUAAAACUAACCACAGAAACAACCAUGGUAGACUUCAGAAACCCAGCUACAAUAAAACUAACCACAGAAACAACCAUGGUAUACUUCAGAAACCCAGCUACAGGAAAACUAACUGUAGAAACAACCAUGGUAGAGUUCAGAACCCCAGCUACAAUAAAACUAACUACAGAAACAACCAUGGUAGACUUCAGAACCCCAGCUACAGGAAAACUAACUGUAGAAACAACCAUGGUAUACUUCAGAAACCCAGCUACAAUAAAACUAACUACAGAAACAACCAUGGUAGACUUCAGAACCCCAGCUACAAUAAAACUAACUACAGAAACAACCAUGGUAGACUUCAGAAACCCAGCUACAGGAAAACUAACCACAGAAACAACCAUGUACAUAUGGUAGACUUCAGAAACCCAGCUACAGGAAAACUAACCACAGAAACAACCAUGUACAUAUGGUAUACUUCAGAAACCCAGCUACAAUAAAACUAACCACAGAAACAACCAUGGUAUACUUCAGAAACCCAGCUACAGGAAAACUAACUGUAGAAACAACCAUGGUAGAGUUCAGAACCCCAGCUACAAUAAAACUAACUACAGAAACAACCAUGGUAGACUUCAGAAACCCAGCUACAAUAAAACUAACUACAGAAACAACCAUGGUAGACUUCAGAACCCCAGCUACAAUAAAACUAACUACAGAAACAACCAUGGUAGACUUCAGAAACCCAGCUACAAUAAAACUAACUACAGAAACAACCAUGGUAGACUUCAGAACCCCAGCUACAAUAAAACUAACUACAGAAACAACCAUGGUAUACUUCAGAAACCCAGCUACAAUAAAACUAACUACAGAAACAACCAUGGUAGACUUCAGAAACCCAGCUACAGGAAAACUAACCACAGAAACAACCAUGUACAUAUGGUAUACUUCAGAAACCCAGCUACAGGAAAACUAACCACAGAAACAAACAUGGUAGACUUCGGAAAGCUAACCACAGAAACAACCAUGUACAUAUGGUAUACUUCAGAAACCCAGCUACAGGAAAACGUAACUGUAGAAACGUGAAUCAAACAGUACAAUUGACAUCGUGAUGUACUGUGAAACUAUGGUAAGUGUAGAUGUUCUUUUCCCAAAGAACAUACCUGAGAAAUCAAGUCAACGGAUGCUAAUCACCUACCAAGAUGUAGAGAUUUAUCUUUGUGUUGUUAUUGAUGUCCAACGUGAGAGACAAUGGAUAAUGAGUGCAUGAUUGUGUCCAUGUUGUGUCUAAAGCCACAGUUAAGUCUCCUGCUUAACUCUCCUGCUCAAGCAUCUGUGGUUUUGUGUUUCGAUUUAUCCCAACACUACUGUAAAAUGUAUCAUUAUUUAUUCAUGUGAUUUUAGAUUUGCUCCUUUUUCUUAAUAAAUAACCAUUUAUAUCAAUU
This is a messenger RNA of Oncorhynchus gorbuscha (pink salmon), 4010 nucleotides long. Its product is annotated as basic immunoglobulin-like variable motif-containing protein. The annotation marks the transcript as partial. Gene Ontology annotation, biological process: nucleotide-excision repair. The record is from RefSeq and is a predicted model, not a curated record. Gene Ontology annotation, cellular component: nucleus. Gene Ontology annotation, molecular function: single-stranded DNA binding; DNA endonuclease activity. The transcript is spliced from 9 exons. Lineage: Eukaryota; Metazoa; Chordata; Actinopteri; Salmoniformes; Salmonidae.